CUCGUCUAGUGUUUACGGCGCGCUUUCACUCUUAUUGCGCGGCUCGUCUAGUGUUUACGGCGCGCCUUCACUAUUAUUGUCAACAGCAAAGCAGAUGCUAACCAGCGGCGGGGCGAAAUGAUUUGCUUCAAUCCUCUUAUCGCACUAAACGUAAAUAUAGCUUGGUCAGACUCGUGUGAGAUGCCAUGUAGUCAUAUUACUCGCCGCGGCAGCUAACCUACAGUUGAAUCUGAAUUCUGAGUUUUCAGAGUGAAGGAGAUAUGUCUAAUUGUAGCCAGCUGAGCGUCCGGCAUUGGACCACCAAGCACGUAGCCAAGUGGCUGAAGGACGAGGGCUUCUGCCACUAUGUAGACCUACUGUGCAACAAGCACCGUCUGGACGGCAUGUCCUUACUCACCCUCAGCGAGUACGACCUCCGCUCUCCCCCGCUGGAGCUCAAGGUGCUGGGGGACAUCAAGAGGCUGAUGGUGUCCCUCCGCAAGCUGCAGAAACAAAACCUGGAUAUCCUGGAGGAGCUGGGGGUCCCGUUUGAAGGACACUCCCCUCAGGGUGGUGGUGGGGACUGGCACUGCAAUGGGGACUCCAGCAGAGAGUGUGAUAACUCUAACAUAGACACUGCACCGGUUGGAGAGCAGUAUCUUCAGUAUAGGAAUGGGAAGUACAAGCAUGGAGGGAGCAGGAGGCUGGACCCUGAGUACUGGAAGACGGCGCUUAGUGCCAUCUAUGUGGUGUUUGUUUUCGGAUUUACCUCUUUUGUCAUGGUGAUCGUGCACGAGAGGGUGCCGGACAUGCGCACUUACCCACCCUUGCCAGACAUUUUCUUAGACAGUGUACCUAGAAUACCAUGGGCCUUUGCCAUGGCAGAGGCAUGUGGACUGAUCCUGUGUAAUAUCUGGCUGCUAGUUCUGCUGCUGCACAAGCACAGGUCGAUUCUGCUGCGGCGCCUGUGCAGCCUCAUGGGGACAGUGUUCAUGCUGCGUUGCAUCACCAUGUUUGUGACCUCCCUGUCAGUGCCAGGACAGCACCUGCAGUGCUCAGGAAAGAUGUAUGGUGAUAUGUGGGCCAAACUGCAUCGAGCUCUGGCCAUAUGGAGUGGAUUUGGAAUGUCCCUCACAGGUGUCCAUACAUGUGGGGACUACAUGUUCAGCGGUCACACGGUGGUAAUCACCAUGCUCAACUUCUUUGUGACAGAAUACACCCCGAGGGGUUGGAACUUCAUCCACACCUUGUCCUGGGUCCUGAACUUGUUUGGCAUCUUCUUCAUCCUGGCGGCCCAUGAGCACUACUCCAUCGACGUCUUCAUAGCCUUCUACAUCACCACCAGGCUGUUCCUGUACUACCACACGCUGGCUAACACCAGGGCGUACCAGCAGAGUCGCAGGGCCCGCAUCUGGUUCCCCAUGUUCUCCUUCUUCGAAUGCAACGUCAACGGCCCCGUGCCCAAUGAGUACGGCUGGCCCUUCUCCAAACCCGCCAUGAUCAGGAGCAUGAUUGGGUACUAGGUGGUAGAGGACGUUGAUCUCUUCCAGUCGACACUACUGUUCAGUAUGCUGCCCUCUCCAAGGAGUUGCAAACUGUGGUUGUGUGAUAUUGACUUUAUUAUUCCAAUAUCUGCAGAGACUGCUAACUGAGAUGGCUUGUAGGAUCCUAUCGGUGCCAUGGUGUGACAGGGUACCUGAGAGACUUGACUACUCAUAUUUCUGUGACAUAGCGUUUGGCUGGCGUCCCACUGGCUAUAAGGUGAAUGCACCAAUUUGUAAGUCGCUCUGGAUAAGAGAGUCUGCUAAAUGACGUAAAUGUAAAUGUUUGUCCAACAGCAGCCUGUUGAAAGGGAUUAAACUAAGUAUGUAUCCAAAAUGGCACCCUAUUCCCUUUAUAGUGCACUACUUUUGACCAGAAUCCUAUGGCCUCUCGUCAAAAGUAAUGCACUACAUAGGGAAUAGGGUGCCAUUUUGGACGCAUACUAAAGAAUCAUCCUAUCCUCUCCACUUCCUUUGAAUAGCGAUGAGAUUUCUGAAGAUAUUUCCCACACAUUUUACAUUUUAGUCAUUUAGCAGAAGCUCUUAUCCAGAGCGACUUACAGGAGCAAUUAGGGUUAAGUGC
Messenger RNA from Coregonus clupeaformis (lake whitefish), 2103 nucleotides. Its product is annotated as sphingomyelin synthase-related protein 1-like. Lineage: Eukaryota; Metazoa; Chordata; Actinopteri; Salmoniformes; Salmonidae. Bases 261 to 1502 code for a protein of 413 amino acids. The transcript has 6 exons. Gene Ontology annotation, molecular function: sphingomyelin synthase activity; protein binding; ceramide cholinephosphotransferase activity. The record is from RefSeq and is a predicted model, not a curated record. Gene Ontology annotation, biological process: ceramide biosynthetic process. Gene Ontology annotation, cellular component: Golgi membrane; endoplasmic reticulum membrane.